CACGCGCUGACUUACCAAUCGUCGCCACAGUUUCCCGGGCUAUAAUGCGGACACGUGUCACAACUGCACGCUCUCCCCUCCCUCCUCGUUCUUCACUCGCCCACUUGCAUCCGUCAAAAAUCCGCCUACCAGAACCAAACGACAAUUCUUCAUCAAUAUAAAGAAAAAAAAACGUGUUUAUCCUGUUGCUUAAUUCCAGCUAUGAACUUCUGAUGCACCACACCAGCAAUGAAUUCCCUGAUUCGUAAAGUAUGGGGAUCCGUCACCAACCGGUCGGGUUCCUCGUCCGGUUCGGAUCGAAUCUCCAACCCGAACCCGACGUCGGAGUACGACCGGUUCCUCCAGAUGAUGUACAUCCAGACCUCGUCGACCGGCGAAUUCGACCGGAUUCCCAUCGACAUCCUUAUGCAGAUUUUCAGAAUCCUCGGCCCUAGGGAGUCGGCGAGACUGAGAGCCGUCUGCAAAUCCUGGAAAUUUCUGGUGUCGGAUAAUCGCCUCUGGAUUUAUUUUCUGCAGAAUCAGCCGGAGCAGUGGGACUCCAUUUUCUUCUCCGAAACUCACUUGCGAUCCGGUUUUCCUCUUCAAGCGUUUCCUACUCAGAUGCACGACCUGUCAUAUAUGCAUAUUUAUGGUCAGCGCGUCGAAGUCCCUGGAGCUCUUAUAAUUGAUGGGGGCUCGGGUUAUUGUAAAUAUGGAUGGAGCAAGUACAACUCUCCAUCUGGGCGGUCAGCAACAUUUUUGGAAUUUGGAAAUAUUGAGUCUCCUAUGCCUUCUAGACUUAGACAUUUCUUUUCAACAAUUUGCAACAGGAUGCAGGUCAGAACAUCAACACAACCAAUUGUUGUAUCAAUACCACUCUGUCAUUAUGAUGAUACCGAGUCUGCAAGAGGUUCUCGGAAACAACUAAAGGAUGCAAUCUACUCAACAUUAUUUGAUAUGAAUGUUCCUGCUGUAUGUGCCAUAAACCAGGCAACUUUGGCUUUAUUUGCGGCAAGAAGAAUCUCAGGAAUUGUUGUGAAUGUUGGUUUUCACCAAACCUCAGUUGUUCCAAUUUUACAUGGCAAAGUGAUGCAUAAGGUGGGCGUGGAAGUUGUAGGAAUGGGAGCUUUGAAACUGACAGGAUUCCUUAAAGAUCGGAUGCAACAGAAUAAUAUAGCUUUCGAUUCACUCUACACUGUCCGCACAUUGAAAGAGAACCUAUGUUAUGUUGCACUUGACUAUGAAGCUGAAUUAGCCAAAAAUACACAAGCAUCUUUUGCAGUUUCAUCAAACAGUUGGUUUACACUUUCAAAGGAACGUUUUCAAACGGGAGAGAUAUUAUUUCAGCCUCGCAUGGCAGGAGUGCAGGCGAUGGGUCUGCAUCAGGCAGUGGCACUUUGUAUGGAUCACUGUCAUGAUGCUGAAUUAACUGGUGAUGAUAAUUGGUAUAGAACUGUCGUGUUGGCUGGGGGCAGUGCUUGUUUGCCAGGAUUAGCAGCAAGGCUAGAGAAAGAACUUUAUGGGCUUCUACCAAAACCCAUGUGCAGUGGAAUUAGAGUUAUUCCUCCACCUAACGGCACAGAUUCUGCAUGGUUUGGAGCAAAGCUUGUUAGCAGCUUGAGCACCUUUCCUACAUCUUGGUGCAUCACUAAAAAGCAAUAUCGGGGUCUGUCCAAACGCAAGCUGACGUGGUGAACCUAUUCACUUGGAGAUAGUGAAACGAGCUGCGUAAAGUGGGUGAAAAUGGAUAUAGAUAGAUACACAUGCAAGUAGUAAGCAGAUUCUUUCCCUCUGAAGGAUUCCAAACUUCAAUCUCAGUUCUUCUAAGGUUAAACAAUAAACAUGAUGUCUGUUGUGCAUAUAUAUAAGAAGCCCUGUCUGUGUAUGGAAUAAUUUAUGUAAAACCCUGCAAAUAAAAUGUAAGUAAUAUAUAGAAAAUAAAUCAAUUAGCCUCUAGACUCAGUCCUCCAUUUGUCAGCUGUGGAGAUCAUUUUCAAAAGCCAACUCAAUAUCACUGUACAAUAUCAGCCAGCCUGUCUGCUGCUAUAGUUCCCAUGAUGAUGUAACUUACCUUUGUAUUUAUUGGCUACUGACCAUAUUAUCUUAAUGCUCCCAGUUAUUUUGAAU
Molecule: messenger RNA, 2106 nt
Organism: Erythranthe guttata (spotted monkey flower)
Lineage: Eukaryota; Viridiplantae; Streptophyta; Magnoliopsida; Lamiales; Phrymaceae
Gene: ARP8
Product: actin-related protein 8
Molecular function (GO): protein binding
Source: RefSeq, a predicted model, not a curated record